Vitis riparia (riverbank grape) is the source of this 1081-nucleotide messenger RNA. Its product is annotated as MLP-like protein 34. The record is from RefSeq and is a predicted model, not a curated record. The coding region runs from base 95 to 1081 and encodes 328 amino acids. The transcript is spliced from 5 exons. Lineage: Eukaryota; Viridiplantae; Streptophyta; Magnoliopsida; Vitales; Vitaceae. Gene Ontology annotation, molecular function: abscisic acid binding; protein phosphatase inhibitor activity; signaling receptor activity. Gene Ontology annotation, biological process: defense response; abscisic acid-activated signaling pathway.
CUAUAUAGGUCUGAGAGUAGUCAAGUGUUUCCUUCAAUAGCCUUCAUAUUCUUGGCAGUAACUAGGCACUUGGUUUUCAAACACAACAAAAAUAAUGGCUCAAAUUGCCAAGAUGGAGGUCCAAGCAGAGAUCAAGUCCCCUGCCAGUAAGUUCCACGAGGUCUCUAGCCGUAAAGUUUAUCUCGUACCCAAGGCUUGCCCUGAAAAAAUUAAGAGCAUUGAAGUAGUUGAAGGUGACUGGAAGACUGUGGGCUCUGUCCAGCUUUGGACUUAUUUCAUCGGAGGAAAUACCGAAGAGGCUAAGUUGGUGGUUGAAAGGGUAGACGAGGAAAACAAAACGGUCACUAUGAACGUUGUGGAAGGAGAUAUCGUGAAGUAUUUCAAGAUCUUCAAGUGCACUAUUCAAGUAACCGUAAAGGAUAAGGGCAGCUUGGUGACAUGGAGUGUGGAAUAUGAGAAGCUAAAUGAGAGUGGCCCCGCUCCAGAUGCUUACCUCAACUUUGCAAUGGGUAUCGUUGAGAACGUGGAUGCUUACCUUCUCAAGUCUUUAGGUGUUGUUUAUUCCCCAAAUUCUUUUGAUGUUUCUGAAAUUGCUUCAGUGGAGUUUGAGAGGUUGCAGAAAAACAUGGCUCUAACUGGUAAGUUGGAGACUGAAACAGAGAUCAAAGCACCUGCUGAUAAGUUCUUUAAAAUCUUCAGGAGCCAAGCACACCACCUUCCUAAUAUCUGCUCCGAUAAAAUACACAAAAUCGAGGUACAUGAAGGUGACUGGGAGACUCAGGGCUCCAUCAAGCAUUGGAGUUUGACCGUUGGAGAGAAUUCUGAGAGUAUUAAAGAGACUGUGGAUCAAAUAGAUGAAGAAAACAGGUCCAUCACAUUCAAGGUUUUGGAUGGGGAGGUGCUGAAAGACUACAAGAGCUACAAGUUCACCACACAAGCGAUACCAAAGGGGGAGGGCUGCUUGGUGAUAUGGACCAUCGAAUAUGAGAAGGCAAGUGAGGGUGGCCCAGAUCUCCAUAACUACCUAGAGUUUGCAGUUAAUAUCACCAAAGAGAUCGAAAGUCACCUUCUCAAUGCGUAA